This is a messenger RNA of Triticum aestivum (bread wheat), 1915 nucleotides long. Its product is annotated as probable methyltransferase PMT9. The transcript has 7 exons. The coding region runs from base 173 to 1681 and encodes 502 amino acids. The record is from RefSeq and is a predicted model, not a curated record. Lineage: Eukaryota; Viridiplantae; Streptophyta; Magnoliopsida; Poales; Poaceae. Gene Ontology annotation, molecular function: methyltransferase activity. Gene Ontology annotation, cellular component: trans-Golgi network; cytoplasm; endosome.
GCUCCUCUGCCUCCUGUACGGCGCCCCCCGCCGCCUCCGGCCCCGGGCCCCCGUCCCCGGCGACCUCGUGCUCUCCUCCCUCCCGGUGUGCGACGCGAGGCACUCGGAGCUGAUCCCGUGCCUGGACCGGGGCCUCCACCGCCAGCUCCGCCUCAGGCUCAACGUCCCUCUCAUGGAGCACUACGAGCGCCACUGCCCGCCCGCGCCCCGCCGCCUCAACUGCCUCAUCCCCCUACCCGCCGGCUACCUGGUGCCCAUCAGGUGGCCGAGGAGCCGGGACGAGGUGUGGAGGGCAAAUCUACCCCACACGCACCUUGCCUCGGAGAAGUCAGCCCAGGGGUGGAUGGUGGAGAACGGCGACAAGAUCAGCUUCCCUGGUGUGGGCACCCGCUUUCACCCCGGCGCCCACAAGUACAUUGUGCACCUUGCACAGAUGCUGGAGUUUCCUUAUGGCAAGCUCAACAACCAAGGCAACAUCAGGAAUGUGCUCGAUAUUGGCUGCGGGGUUGCUACCUUCGGGGCCUACCUUCUUGAUCUAGAUAUAAUCGCAAUGUCAAUUGCUCCCAACGAUGUGCAUGAGAACCAAAUUCAGUUCGCCCUUGAGAGGGGGAUACCAUCAACCCUUGGCGUGCUGGCUACAAGGAGGCUGCCAUAUCCGAGCCGCUCAUUCGAGCUGGCGCAUUGCUCCCGUUGUCGAAUUGACUGGUUGCAGAGGGGUGGGCUCUUGCUGCUGGAAGUGGAUAGGCUUUUGAGGCCUGGAGGCUACUUUGUUUAUUCUUCACCAGAGGCUUAUGCUCCCGAUCCAUUGAACAGGAAGAUAUGGAGGCAGAUGAGCAAUCUCGCUCGGAGGAUGUGUUGGAGGAUUGCUUCAAGGAAGGACCAGACAGUGAUAUGGGUCAAACCAUUGGCAAAUUGGUGCUAUAUGAAGAGAUUGCCUGGAGCACUUCCUCCCAUGUGUGGCCAUGGUGAUGACCCAGAUGCUGCUUGGAAUGUCCUCAUGAAAGCAUGCAUAACUCCCUACUCCAAGAGAGUGAACAAGUUUAAAGGAAGCGAACUGCUUCCCUGGCCACAAAGGCUCACAGCACCACCCCCUCGCCUGGAAGAGAUCGGAAUCAGUUCAAAGAAUUUUUCUGAAGACAGCGAAAUUUGGCAUUCUAGAGUUGUUCUCUACUGGAAACUUAUGAAAACUGAGAUACAGAAGGAUUCCUUUAGGAAUGUUAUGGAUAUGAAUGCUAACCUUGGUGGGUUUGCAGCAUCACUGAGGAAAAAGGAUGUCUGGGUAAUGAAUGUAGUCCCUUUCAUGGAAUCUGGAAAACUGAAGAUCAUAUAUGAUCGUGGUUUAAUUGGGACAAUCCAUAAUUGGUGCGAGUCAUUCUCGACCUACCCUCGUACCUACGACCUCCUUCACGCCUGGCUGCUGUUCUCUGAGAUGGUAAAUGAGGGCUGCAGCCUGGAGGAUCUGCUGAUCGAGAUGGACCGCAUCAUGAGGCCUCAUGGGUACGCCAUUAUCAGAGACAAAGCUUCUGUGGUAAACUACAUCAAGAAGCUUCUACCGGCGCUGAGAUGGGAUGACUGGUCCUCUGAGAUGAAACCGAAGAAUGACGCACUUUCGUCAGGUGACGAUGAAAGAGUCCUGAUCGUGAGGAAAAAGCUAUGGGAUCAGGCACUGCAGCCUUUGUAGAAAACAAGCAAAAAAUAGUUCUUGCUCUGAUCUUAAUUAGAUGCCUAACUGCGAUUCCCCAAAUCCUCGGAUGUAUUAUAGUUUUCGACCUUUUCCAUUAGCAGUUUCUCCACCCUUUCGUGCGUACUUUUUCUCUGUGAUGGGACUGUUCAGUCACAGAAGUGUUGGGAGUAUGACAUGCAGACUACAAUGGUUUGGAGUACAUAUGACAUAUAUCGAAAAUGCUGGUCUGCA